Molecule: messenger RNA, 696 nt
Organism: Coccomyxa subellipsoidea C-169
Lineage: Eukaryota; Viridiplantae; Chlorophyta; Trebouxiophyceae; Coccomyxaceae
Exons: 4
Coding region: 1-696 (231 amino acids)
Source: RefSeq, a predicted model, not a curated record
AUGUCAGUGCUGGUAGCCUGCAUCUUCAACGCUCUGUCCAUACUGCUGGUUUCUCGCUACCUGUACAUCAGAUUCUCUCGCGAGCGAUUGGAGUACGCCAGGGAGCAGGAGGCUCAGCGCAGUCGGCGGCAGGGGGCAAGGGACAGCGGGCCUGAGGGCAGCAUGCAGACUCAGCUUGCCCGCUUCACCCCCGUAUUAGUCCUCCAGCCCGACAGCAAGGUGGCUUGCGCGCACAAGGAGGCGCCAGCGCCGGACGCGGCCGGCCCUGGAAGCGCGCCGGCGGCGGCGCCAACCCGGCCGCUGCAGACGAUGUACGUAUCGCAGCUGCCGCAGGGCACAACUCUGUACUCAGGGCCGCCCCUGCGCGCCUCUGCCUCCACCAGAAGCCUGGGCCAGCUCAGCCGAACAGGUGGUGGCUCUGUGCGGGAUCUGCACCGAGCCGGCUCCAGCAGCGGCGCAGAAACCACUUCUGCAGGGGAGGUCCGCAUAGAUGUGGCUGGUGGCAGUAGUACAGGGACAGCGGAUCUCCAAGCUCAUCAAGUUGAUCAGGCGCAGCAGCACCAGGAGCCGAGGCGGCCGUCACUGCUAAGCGUGGCCUAUCUUGGCUCGGGGGUGUAUCUCUGGGGGGCGCGAAGGGAUCCGCUGUAUCGAGACAGGGUCCACGGCCGGCCACCCCCCUCGGCCUACACGCGCUGA